CUUUUAAAUAAAAGUCAGUUCAAACGAAGUUUGAUUUUCGAUUUAUUACAUUGUUUAUCGAAAGUUGAGAUAAAACCAAAUCCACAAACCGCACUUGAUUAAGAAGAUGACCAAAUGCGCCAACCUCUUCGCAAAGCCUCCGUAUAUAUUGCACUACUGCUAAUAUUCGAGGCCGUUACCGGGCUGCUCAUUAUUAUCGUAACAGCUAUCUACCAGUGGAUUUUGGCUGACUAUCUGGAUGAUAUAGAAAACAACCUGCUCUUCAGUUAUCUCUUCAACAUUUACAUUUUUGGUGCCCAACUUGUUGUCAGCUUCCUUUGCAGUCUCUCGCUGUGGAAUCGCUUGUGGAAACGACGUUGUACGCCCAAUGUUCGAUUAAUGAUAUCCGUUUGGCUCUUUUAUUGCUGUAUAAUUAUAUCAUCGGGAUUUGGCACCCUUUGGAAUGUAUACUAUAACAUCGAUGUGCUGGAAAAUGCGGCGGAAACUUCGCUAUUUCGCGGCAUUGAUGAGUAUUACUCCAACCCGGAAUGGAAACUUUUAUGGGAUGGUCUGCAGUUGCGAAGACAGUGCUGUGGUGUUCACAACUACAGAGAUUGGAUGAAGGCAGAAUGGAUGCCAAGGCAAGAGAGUAAUUGCACAAGGAAAUCCGUCUUAGCUCCCCUUGCCUGCCAGAAGAAACUUCAUGAUAAUAACGCGCCAAAUUAUAUGCUGGAUGGACAGCAAGAGCCUUUCCCAACACUGACAAUCAAUUCGAUAAACACGAAUGGAUGCUUGCCUGUUUUCACUGACUUUGUGUGGCGUUACUUUUACAUUCUGCUGUUGUUAUUAUUAUUGGCCUUAAAGUUCUUGAUUUGUCUGUGCUGUUUCACAAAGUACAUACUACAACGACAGAAUCUAGGUGAUGGUUGUGAUAAUGCCGGGCUUACAGAUGAGGAUGGGCGACCCUUGGUUAUGGUAAAGUAUCCAAGGAAUGUAAGAUGCGUUAUUUUGGGAGAGGACGAUUUGGCAUCUGAUAUAGCGCCCGAUGUCGCGUACUGUAAUUGUGACGAAGCUGGUGGUGAACAGUGCGAUUACUGUGAAAACUAAACCGAACAUAUCUAAUAUAUAUUUUGUUA
Molecule: messenger RNA, 1115 nt
Organism: Drosophila albomicans
Lineage: Eukaryota; Metazoa; Arthropoda; Insecta; Diptera; Drosophilidae
Exons: 2
Coding region: 115-1086 (323 amino acids)
Cellular component (GO): membrane
Source: RefSeq, a predicted model, not a curated record